Messenger RNA from [Candida] anglica, 1218 nucleotides. NCBI's taxonomy places the organism in Eukaryota, Fungi, Ascomycota, Pichiomycetes, Serinales, Debaryomycetaceae. The record is from the annotation of a GenBank genome assembly.
CGAGUGAAAUUUUUCUUUUUCUCACCAACGCCUCCCCGUAGAACAACCACAGGGCAUCAUGACGACCGUAGAAAAGAUCAAGGCCAUCGAGGAUGAGAUGGCCAAGACGCAGAAGAACAAGGCCACCUCGUUCCACUUGGGUCAGCUUAAGGCCAAGCUUGCCAAGCUCAGAAGAGAGCUUCUCACCGACUCCUCUGGAGGAGGAGGAGGUGGUGGAGCCGGGUUCGAUGUGGCCCGUACCGGUGUGGCCACCAUCGGGUUUGUUGGGUUCCCCUCGGUCGGGAAGUCAACAUUACUUUCCAAGUUGACCGGGACACACUCUGAGGCUGCUGCCUACGAGUUUACCACCUUGACCACAGUCCCAGGGACCAUCAAGUAUAAGGGGGCCAAGAUCCAAAUGCUUGAUCUCCCGGGGAUUAUUGAAGGGGCCAAGGACGGUAAGGGUCGUGGUAAGCAAGUCAUUGCCGUCGCACGGUCGGUCAACUUGUUGUUCCUUGUGCUUGACGUCAACAAGCCGCUCCAACACAAGAGAAUCAUUGAAUAUGAACUUGAAGGGAUGGGGAUCCGGAUCAACAAGCAGCCACCAAACAUCGUGAUCCAGAAGAAGGAAAGAGGAGGAAUCAACAUCACCAACACCGUGCCACUCACGCAUUUGGACAACGAUGAGAUCAGAGCCGUGAUGUCCGAGUACAAGAUCAAUUCCGCCAACAUUGCGUUCAGAUGUGACGCCAACGUCGACGACUUGAUUGACGCCAUCGAAGCCAAGGCCAGAAGAUACAUCCCGGCCAUCUAUGUGUUGAACAAGAUCGACUCGUUCUCCAUCCAAGAGCUCGAUCUCUUGUACAAGAUCCCAGAUGCCAUCCCAAUUUCGUCCGGGAACGGGUGGAACUUGGACGACUUGCUCGAGAUGAUGUGGAGCAAGUUGGAGCUUGUCCGGGUGUACACGAAGCCCAAGGGGAAGCUUCCGGACUUCAACGAGCCCGUGGUGUUGCGUAGUGACCGUUGUUCCGUCGAGGACUUCUGUAAUCUGAUCCACAAGUCGUUGGUGGACGAUUUCCGUAACGCCGUGGUUUUCGGCAAGUCCGUCAAGCAUCAGCCCCAGAUCGUUGGGUUGGCCCAUCCUUUGGAAGAUGAGGAUGUCAUCACCAUUUUGAAGAAGUAGACGAACGAACAAGAGAGAGAAGAGAGAGGUGUGUAGAAUAGAGAAUAUAGGACCAC